UGUUGUUCAAAGGAAUCCAGACUGCGAGGCUUUCGUAGAUUGUGACACAGACCACGAGCAGCUCAGGGACCUGACUCAGCUGCUAAUGAAGCAUGCUCAUAUAGCUGAAAUUUCUUCAUUUGACAAAUCCACUCUUCCUAAUGAAGAUGUGGUUGGUGUGCCCUGGUUCCCUAAGAAGAUCUCUGACUUGGAUUUGUGUGCUAACAAGGUUUUGAUGUACGGCUCUGAAUUAGAUGCAGAUCAUCCGGGAUUUAAAGACAACAUAUAUCGUAAAAGAAGAAAAUAUUUUGCUGACUUGGCCAUGAACUACAAACACGGCCAUCCUAUUCCCCGUGUAGACUACACAGCAGAGGAGGUGCGUACCUGGGGAAUUGUUUUCAGGGAGCUCAACAAACUGUACCCGAGCCGUGCCUGCAAAGAGUAUCUGAAGAACCUCCCUCUGCUGACCAAAUACUGCAAAUACAGUGAAGACAACAUCCCCCAGCUCGAAGAUGUCUGUCACUUCCUGAAAGAGCGCUCAGGCUUCGUUAUUCGACCGGUAGCAGGAUACCUCUCCCCUAGAGACUUUCUAGCAGGCUUGGCCCUCAGGGUUUUCCACUGCACCCAGUAUGUCCGCCAUAGCUCAGAGCCUUUCUACACACCUGAACCAGACACAUGUCACGAGUUGCUGGGUCAUGUUCCUCUUCUUGCUGAGCCCAGCUUCGCCCAGUUCUCUCAGGAGAUUGGUUUAGCAUCGCUUGGUGCCUCAGAUGAGGCCAUACAAAAACUUGCCACGUGUUAUUUCUUCACAGUGGAGUUUGGCCUGUGUAAACAGGAUGGCAGGCUUAAAGCCUAUGGAGCUGGACUCCUCUCCUCCAGCACUGAACUCAAGCAUGCUUUGUCUGACAAAGCCAAUGUCCUUCCAUUUGACCCCAUGGUGACCUGUAAGCAGGAGUGCCUGAUUACCACCUUCCAAGACGUUUACUUUGUUGCUGAAAGUUUUGAGGAAGCCAAGAACAAAAUGAGGGAGUUUUCUAAGACUCUUCGGCUUCCAUUCACAGUUCGCUACGACCCUUACACCCAGAGUGUGGACGUCCUGAAGGACAUCACAAACACAAAAAGCACUGUGAUAGACAUCCACCAUGAGCCGGAUAAUGCGGAAGACAAGGAACUGCAUCAAAAACAUCUGAGCUAAAUGGGUGGCGGGCUAGUGUGUGGUGGUGGUCUCCCAGUGUAUGUCUGUACCCAUAAAUGUCAGCACAGUCAGAAUAUCCUGGUAUUGACUGACACAGAUUUAUGUGUCAGAAUUAAAAAAAAGAAAAAAAGUAGUAAAUAGUAAAUGAUAUAGUUACAACAACAAUUAAACUUAUUUUGGUCAAUGAGCAACAAGAGGGUAAGGGUGCUGUACACAGUCACAGUUCUGAAGGGGUGAUGGUCCUGACUGCUGCUAAUGGCUUCACAGAUGUGUAUAUCACACACUGAAAACCUAGCAUUGGUUUAAUGUAAUGAUGUGGCAGUGAUCAUCAUUACAAUUUCUUGAUAUUUUCUUGAUGCAGUGCUAAGUGAUACUGUCUUAUUUCAUUGGGUAAUUCACUGUUGUUACAGUAACUGUUAAUUAUAUAACCAAGUGAUACAUUCAUAUAUAACAUUCACAGUGGACGGCUAGUGUCUGAUGUUACCAAUUAACACUGUAAUGAAGUAUCAUUUAUGUCAUUGCUGACUGCUACUGUCUUGUUUGUGCCUUUCGUCUGUUAAUGGAGCACCAUGACAUGUUGACAACACACACACACUGGAUAUCAGUCUAGUAGGAACAUUAUCUGCAAGUGAUAUUUUCUCCACAAAUGCACAACAGACCUUUGAGGCACAAGUGUCACCAUGUGAGCUUACACUGUGGAGAGGAACAGGAAGAUGCACACACAAUAUUUGCAUUUGCAGACACCAUUUCCUGCACUUAGUGCUCUUCACACCACAGCCCAUAGUAGGGCUGUUUGUUCACUCUGUAACAGACAAGUUUGGCUGUAGUUCAGAACUCUUCUGGCAAAAAUGUCAUGGUGUACUGCAGACACAGGGGGCAUGUCUGAUAGCAUACCAGGAUGCAAUUGGGCAAACAUGCAUCAUUUUGGAAUCAUUUCAUCCUUGUUGCUGUUGUUAGUUGUGUUAUGGCAUAUGUGACCUGCAUUGUGUCCACCGCUGUUAAUGUGUCGUUGUAAAAUGGAUCAGUACAAGUAAAUGCUUACGCUGUA
Molecule: messenger RNA, 2222 nt
Organism: Mugil cephalus (flathead mullet)
Lineage: Eukaryota; Metazoa; Chordata; Actinopteri; Mugiliformes; Mugilidae
Product: tryptophan 5-hydroxylase 1-like
Exons: 9
Coding region: 86-1174 (362 amino acids)
Biological process (GO): aromatic amino acid metabolic process
Cellular component (GO): neuron projection
Molecular function (GO): tryptophan 5-monooxygenase activity; iron ion binding
Source: RefSeq, a predicted model, not a curated record